UUACUUUAGGAAAAGAGCCAGUAAAGCAGCGUCACUUCUCUCUUCGUCUCUUUCACUUCAUCUCAUGAGACUCACAUGAUUUCUGCCUGCAGACAAAAAGAGAAGGUCCAGUUCUGCAGAACCAGCGACUCUCUCAACAUACAUACAGCAUAGCGAAGACCAGCAGCGUCUGUCAGAGUCUGUGGAUGAAGGAAGAACCACUCUUUGACCUCAUCUGGACUUUAACAGUGUUUCCUAUAGAUGGAGGUAGAAAGUCUCUGGUGGGCUCUGCUAUGAAUCAGUGUGAGGAGACAGAGGAGGGAGUCCCUCCCUCUAAAACCACUCUGUGUGGGGAACAUGACAGCCAGACCAAAGCUCAGAGCACAGAGCAGCGGAGACCAGGACCUGGACCUGGACCUGGACCUGGACCUGGACCUGGAUCUGGGCCUGGAACUGGACCUGGGCCUGGACCUGGAUUCAGCUGUGUGUCCAUCAAGACUGACACAUCCAUGAAACAACCAUUAGAGUUUAAAGAAAAGUCUUCAGAGACUCAAGUUCAGCAGCAGAGAUCAGACUCUCCUGCACCCAGCGGAGUGUCCAUGAAGAGUGACCGGUCCAUGAGUUGGCCGGUUAACUUUAAGGAUGGAGACCACUCUGCUGAAGAAAGAGUUCAGCAACAAAAAGGUUCUGCGGUUCCUGAAUAUCAGUCUGUCAAACAGCAUCCAACAGACCUGGACUCCAUAUUUAAGCAUCUUGAGGAGAACCUUGUCACCUUUGUGAAGAACGAGUGUAAGAAAUUCCAGAAGCUUCUGAGUCCAGAUCACCCAGAAUACUCAGAGAGGCAGAGGAGUGAGGAUGAGGAGGUGUUGGACAGUGAGGAGGAGGAGCAGAGGAGGAGCAGCAGAGAGGCAUUUCUGAAGAUCACACUGAACUUCCUGAGGAGGAUGAAGCAGGAGGAGCUGGCUGACUGUCUGCAGAGCAAAACUGUUGCUGCACUUUGUCGUCGUCAACUCAAAUCUAACCUUCAGAAGAGGUUCCAGUGUGUGUUUGAGGGGAUCGCUAAAGCAGGAAACCCAACUCUUCUGAAUCAGAUCUACACAGAGCUCUACAUCACAGAGGGAGGGACUGCAGAGGUCAAUGAUGAACAUGAGGUCAGACAGAUUGAAACAGCAUCCAGGAAACCACACAGACCAGAAGCAACAAUCAGACAAGAAAAUGUUUUUAAAUCCUCACCUGGAAGAGACGAACCAAUCAAAAGAGUGAUGACAAAGGGAGUGGCUGGCAUCGGGAAAACAGUCUUCACACAGAAGUUCACUCUGGACUGGGCUGAAGACAAAGCGAACCAGGACAUACAGUUCACAUUUCCAUUCACUUUCAGAGAGCUGAAUGUGCUGAAAGAGAAAAAGUUCAGCUUGGUGGAACUUGUUCAUCACUUCUUCACUGAAACCAAAGAAAUCUGCAGCUUCGAAGAGUUCCAGGUUGUGUUCAUCUUUGACGGUCUGGAUGAGUGUCGACUUCCUCUGGACUUCCACAACACUGAGAUCCUGACUGAUGUUAGAGAGUCCACCUCAGUGGAUGUGCUGCUGACAAACCUCAUCAGGGGGAAACUGCUUCCCUCUGCUUGCCUCUGGAUAACCACACGACCUGCAGCAGCCAAUCAGAUCCCUCCUGAGUGUGUUGACAUGGUGACAGAGGUCAGAGGGUUCACUGACCCACAGAAGGAGGAGUACUUCAGGAAGAGAUUCAGAGAUGAGGAGCAGGCCAGCAGAAUCAUCUCCCACAUCAAGACAUCACGAAGCCUCCACAUCAUGUGCCACAUCCCAGUCUUCUGCUGGAUCACUGCUACAGUUCUGGAGGAUGUGUUGAAGACCAGAGAGGGAGGAGAGCUGCCCAAGACCCUGACUGAGAUGUACAUCCACUUCCUGUUAGUUCAGUCCAAAGUGAAGAAUGUCAAGUAUGAUGGAGGAGCUGAGACAGAUCCACACUGGAAUAAAAUGAGUAGGAAGAUGAUUAAGUCUUUGGGAAAGCUGGCUUUUGAGCAGCUGCAGGAAGGCAACCUGAUCUUCUAUGAAUCAGACCUGACAGAGUGUGGCAUCGAUAUCAGAGCAGCCUCAGUGUACUCAGGAGUGUUCACACAGAUCUUUAAAGAGGAGAGAGGACUGUACCAGGACAAGGUGUUCUGCUUCGUCCAUUUGAGUGUUCAGGAGUUUCUGGCUGCUCUUCAUGUACAUGUGAGAUUCAUGAACUCUGGAGUCAAUCUGGUGGCAGAGGGAAAACAAAACUCCCGGUGGUCUAAACUACUUGGAGACAAACCUAAACCAGCAAAUUUCUACCAGAGUGCUGUAGACGAGACCUUAAAGAGUCUAAAUGGACACCUGGACUUGUUCCUGCGCUUCCUCCUUGGUCUUUCACUGCAGACCAAUCAGACUCUCCUACAAGGUCUGAUGACACGCACAGGAAGUAUCUCACAGACCAAUCAGGAAACAGUGAAAUACAUCAAAAAGAAGAUCAGUGAGAAUCUGUCUCCUGAGAGAAGCAUCAAUCUGUUCCACUGUCUGAAUGAACUGAAUGAUGGUUCUCUAGUGGAGGAGAUCCAACAGUACCUGACAUCAGGAAGUCUCUCCACAGAUAAACUGUCUCCUGCUCAGUGGUCAGCUCUGGGCUUUAUCUUACUGUCGUCAGAAAAAGAUCUGGACGUGUUUGAUCUGAGGAAAUACUCUGCUUCAGAGGAGGCUCUUCUGAGGCUGCUGCCAGUGGUCAAAGCCUCCAACAAAGCUCUGUUGAGUGGCUGUAAUCUGUUGGAGAGAAGCUGUGAUGCUCUGUCAUCGGUUCUCAGCUCCGUGUCCUCUAGUCUGAAAGAGCUGGACCUGAGUAACAACGAUCUGCAAGAUUCAGGAGUGAAGCUGCUGUCUUUUGGACUGAAGAGUCCUCACUGUAAACUGGAGACUCUCAGACUGUCAGGCUGCCUGAUCACGGAGGAAGGCUGUACUUCUCUGGCCUCAGCUCUGGGAUCCAACCCCUCCCAUCUGAGAGAGCUGGACUUGAGCUACAAUCAUCCAGGAGACUCAGGAGUGAAGCUGCUGUUGGAUGGACUCAAGGAUCCAGACUGGAGACUGAACACUAUCUGGGUGGAACAUGGUGGAGAGCAGAGGCUGAAACCUGGUGUGAGGAAAUAUGUCUGUGAACUCACAGUGGACACAAACACAGUAAACAGAAACCUCAAACUGUCUGACAACAACAGGAAGGUGACGUAUGUGUCAGAGGAGCAGCCAUAUCCUGAUCAUCCAGAGAGGUUUGACUCCUGGCCUCAGCUGCUGUGUAGAAAUGAUCUGACUGGUCGCUGUUACUGGGAGGUCGAGUGGAGAGGAAGGGUUCUUAUAUCAGUGAGUUACAGAGGAAUCAGCAGGAGAGGAAACGGUGAUGACUGUUUGUUUGGAUGGAAUAAUCAGUCCUGGAGUCUGGGCUGCUCUGAUGAUGGUAGUUACUGUGUCUGGCACAGUAAUAGAAGUACAGUCCUCUCCUCCUUCUCCUCCUCCUCCUCCUCCUCUAACAGAGUAGCAGUGUAUGUGGACUGUCCUUCUGGCACUCUGUCCUUCUACAGAGUCUCUGACUCACUGAUCCACCUCCACACCUUCAACACCACAUUCACUCAACCUCUUUGUCCUGGGUUCAGAUUUUGGUCAUCAGGUUCCUCGGUGUGUCUGUAGGAGGGAAACACAUACACACACAUGCGCGCGCACACACACACACACUCGGGUUUAGAUGUUUUGUCUCUUCUUGGUCAACGUGCUGCAACUGCUCCUGAUGUGCUGGUCGGCACUUGCAUGGCAGCCACCACCAUCGGUGUAUGAAUGUACACCGAUCAGGCAUAACAUUUUGGCCACUGACAGGUGAAGUGAGUAACACUGAUUAUCUCUUCAUCAUGGCACCUGUUAGUGGGUAGGAUAUAUUCAGCAGCAAGUGAACAUAUUGUCCUCCAAAUUGAUGUGUUGAAUGGGCAAGCAUUGCCAAAUUGUGAUGGCUAGACAACUGGGUCAGAGCAUCUCCAGAACUGCAGCUCUUGUGGGUUGUUCCCGGUCUGCAGUGGUGAGCAUCUAUCAAAAAUGGUCCAAGGGAGGAACAGUGGUCAACUGGCAACAGGGUCAUGGGUGACCAAGGCUCACUGAUGCACGUGGGGAGCGAAGGCUGGCCCAUGUGGUCCAAUCCAACAGAUAAGCUACUGUUGCUCAAAUUGUUGGUUCUGAUAGAAAGGUGUCAGAACACACAGUGCAUUGCAGUCUUCUGUGUAACCCUAACCCUGACCCCGUCCACCACUUAAAGUGCAAACAAUGGGCACGUGGACAUCAGAACUGGACCACAGAGCAAUGUUAGUAUGUUACCUGGUCUGAUGAAUCACGGUUUCUUUUACAUCACGUGGAUGGCCGGGUGCGUGUGCGUCGCUUACCUAGGGAACACAUGGCAACAGGUUGCACUAUGGGAAGAAGGAGGCGGAGGCAAUGUAAUGCUUUGGGCAAUGUUCUGCUGGAAAACAUGGGUCCUGCCAUCCAUGUGGAUGUUACUUUGACAUGUACUUAAGCAUUUUUGCAGAACAUGUACACCCUUUCAUGGAAACGGUAUUCCCUGAUGGCUGUGGCCUCUUUCAGCAGGAUAAUGCACCAUUCCACAAAGCAAAAAAGGUUCAGGAAUGGUUUGAAGAGCACAACAACGAGUUUGAGGUGUUGACUUGGCCUCCAAAUUCCCCAGAUCUCAGUCCAAUCUAACAUUAGAGUCCAAUCCAUGGAGGCCCCACCUCACGACUUAGAGGCCUUAAAGGAUCUGUCGCUAACAUCUUGGCGCCAGAUACCACAGCACACGUUCAGUGGUCUAGUGGAAUCCAUGCCUCGAUGGGUCAGGGCUGUUUUGGCAGCAAAUGGGGGUGCAUGAACCACUGUAAGUCACUUUUAACAAAAGAGUCUGCUAAAUGCCCUAAAAUGUAAAUGUAAAAUUGAUAGAGCUGCUGUUAUGUGCAGAUGGACCUCCAUUUCAAAAUCUCCCUGUAGAGUCCAAGAGCCAAAGACGUUCUGUCAACACUUCAUCAUCUCACAUCAUCUGUCAGGAUAAACAUUUGACUUUCUCAUUCACAUGUCUCUUCUGAUUGAAAUAACGUCUUUUCACAUCAGUUUGGGAUCUCAGGUUUAGAGGAUGGAAGCAGAUUUGAUUCACUAUUUAGAAACAGACUACAUCCACACAGAUGAACCAUUUAACCUCUCCAGGGCUGUAAACUGUGUGGUGAGCAACAUUCCUGUUGGAGUGUGUUUCGUCCUGCUCCUCUCCUUUCCUCACCACAAGAGUCUGAAAUGUCUCUUUCUAUCUACUGAUGUAUAAAUAUAUUUAUCUUGUGUUUCAGAUCAUGUAAUCAUGAUUUACAGGAUUCCACUCUGAUGAGUUUUGGUAGUAGCACAGUGAUAACACAAUGAUAUCAUGUCAGUGUGACAUGAGUGUAUCAGAUAGUCACCAGUAUGAUUUGCUAAUGAUUUGACUUCUGUUAUCUUGUAUUAUUGAAUAUGUGCUCCUCUGUUAUAUAAUCCUUAGCUACAGAUAUGAACAUGUUUAUUAGUUAUGUUUUGUUACUCUGUGUUAUGUUAUAAAUUCCUUGACAUCCUGAAUGUUGUGAUCCUCCUUUAUAGUUAGUUCACUUUCUGACUUUUGAAGUGUUUUUGGCUUCAUGCAUCACAACUGUGCAGCCUGUCACUGAACACAAGCAGACAGAAGAACACAUGCUGUGUCUCCUCCGUGGCCUCAGACAGACCUGGUCUUAGCCUGAUCCUGUCAGGCUCAGCACUUUCCCAGAAGUUCACCUCAUCAUCAGCUCAUCCACCACCAAAGAAGGAAAUAACCAUCUUCAUGUGUUCUGUUGGAGAGCUGAUGAAGAGCUCAUUCUUAAAUGAUUGUUGCUUUUACUGAUCGUGGUGAAGUGUUCCCCCUUUUUCAGUUUUGAAUAAUUUUGGAUAUUAUUAUUUAAUUCAUCCUGUCUACAACAGUUUAAUGACUGAAUUUACAAUUAAUUCUUGUCUUAUCAUUUAUCUACUCUAACUGUAUAUAUGUACAUAUGAAUACAUGUUUAUUGGUGCUCAUCCAUCUUCCAUGUCCCUGAAGAGUUCAAUAAAUAUCUUGAAUUAA
This is a messenger RNA of Acanthopagrus latus (yellowfin seabream), 6138 nucleotides long. RefSeq names its product NLR family CARD domain-containing protein 3-like. Lineage: Eukaryota; Metazoa; Chordata; Actinopteri; Spariformes; Sparidae. Gene Ontology annotation, molecular function: protein binding. Bases 186 to 3686 code for a protein of 1166 amino acids. The record is from RefSeq and is a predicted model, not a curated record. The transcript has 13 exons.